UAAACUGACAGCUUGUUCAUCGUUUUUUUUCUAAAUUCCAAAAAAUAUAAAUGAAUGAGCUAGGGGGUAAAGCCAAUGCCUCCAUGGAAAAUUCUUUAUCCAAUGGGUCAAAAGAUAGUUAUAAAAUAAAAAAUGAAAAUGAAAAUCAAAUACAAGAAAGGGGUAUAUGGGCACAUAAAUUUGAGUUUCUUUUAUCAUGCUUAGGAUAUGCUGUUGGAUUUGGUAAUAUUUGGAGAUUUCCCUUUAAAUGCUAUGAUAAUGGGGGAGGAGCCUUUAUGAUUCCUUACCUUUUCGCCCUUUUAGCGGCGGGCCUACCCUUGUUCCUGAUGGAGUUAGCCCUUGGUCAAUAUUCUUCUCUCGGUCCUGUCAAGCUAUUUCGAAAGCUCAGCCCGGCUUUCACUGGUGUUGGGAUGGCUAUGGUGGUCGUUUCCUUACUGGUCUCCAUCUAUUACAAUAUGAUAUUGGCUUGGACGCUCUUCUACCUUGUCAAUUCUUUCACAGCAGUCCUACCCUGGUCCCAUUGCGACAAUUGGUGGAAUACGGCCAAUUGUUUCGACUCCUUCAAAGCCCGAGAAUGUUCCAGCGAAAAUACGACCUACUUCAAAGGACAUUGUUUUAACGUGUCGCGUAAUCAAUCAGAUUCAUACGAUAUUGGUAGGAAGGACUCUCCCGCUGAAGAAUAUUUCAAUAAUAGGAUGCUCAAGAUGUCGGAUGGCUUCGAAAAUAUGGGCCAAGUUCAGUGGGAGCUACUGCUUUGCUUAUUUUUUGCUUGGUGUGGCGUAUUCUUUUGUCUCAUGCAGGGCAUCAAAACUACUGGCAAAGUCGUCUACUUUACGGCCUUAUUCCCCUAUAUCGUACUCAUCAUACUGCUAGGGAGGGCCGUCACUUUACAGGGCGUGACAGAUGGAUUGAUUUAUUACGUGAAGCCUGAUUGGGAGAAAUUAAUUCAUUUUAAAGUAUGGAAAGAGGCCUUUCUCCAAAUAUUUUACUCGCUUGGUCCCGCAUUCGGCAGCUUGAUGACGAUCUCUAGCUAUAACUCUUUUCAUCACGAUUUUUACAAGGACGGCUUGAUAGUGGGCAUGCUCAAUUCGGCUACCAGCAUUUUCGCGGGAUUUGUUGUCUUUUCUAUACUCGGCUUUAUGGCUCACGAACUGAAUACUUCGGUUGAUAAGGUUAUCCGAUCCGGGCACGCUCUGGCUUUCGUGGCUUACCCCACCGCUAUAACUCGAUUAGCGUGGUCUCCCUUUUGGAGCGUGCUUUUCUUCCUUAUGCUAGUCACGAUAGGAUUGGAUAGUCAAUUCGCUAUGGUAGAGACCGUUCUCACAACGUUAUACGAUGGAUGGCCUCGUGCUCUUAGACCCCGCAAGAUUCUGGUGAGUGCCAGCAUUUGUUUCUUGUUUUUCCUCAUUGGAAUUCCUCAGACCAUGAACGGGGGCAUAUACCUGUUUUCACUCAUAGAUAAUUACUCGGCUGGUUGGCCCCUGCUAUUCAUCAGCCUUAUCCAAUGCGCCAUCGUUUCGUACAUUUACGGAAUUGAAAGAUUUCUAAACGAUAUCGAAACCAUGUUAGGAUACAAGGUCAACUUUUGGUGGAAGCUGUGCUGGAAAUACAUCUCCCCGGUCAGCAUACUGAUCCUUUUGUUAUAUGAUUGGGCCUCCAGUACGGGUCUCACUUAUGGGAACUACUACACAUUCCCGCCUGCGGCCAUAGGCUUGGGUUGGUCCAUGGCCCUUUUAUCUGUUUCCUUCAUUCCCGGAUUUUUAAUUUACAAAUACAUCGCUUUCAUCGUCAAAAAUAACGUACAGGAUACCGACGAACCCAACAUUGAUAUCAAGGGUAAAAGAAUAUGGAACUCCGAUUUCAGGAAACUCUUUUUAGCCAAGAAGGACUGGAAUAAGGACAAGGGACUCGCGACUAAUACGCAAAUUAACCAAAGUUUUAGCAUGGAAUAAUCUGCGAAUGUGAUCUUUCUUGUUUGUCAACCCCCCCCCCCCUCCCCCCAUGUUUAAAAACAAUUAAGAUUUUGAUCUUGUUCGAAAUAUAGGGAAUUCAUUUUUUCUUUCUUUUUACAACUGAUGUAAAUUGAUAGGUGUAUUAUAUAAACUCAAAUUAUGUCAAAUCAAUAUAUUUUUUUUAUACAAGGGGCUUUAUUUGAGGUUUCAUAAUACUAUUCGUAUAUCUUUCCAAUAUGUGAUAAAUCAGUAUUAAAGUUGAGUUAUAAUUAUAAGUAUUAAUAACGAUACGGGUGCCAACGUUGUAUUAGAAAAAAAAUCGUAUUUCUAUUUUUUUAAAAUCGUUUUUAUCGAACAUAUAUAUUUACAUUUUAAUUCCAGUUUGGUUGCAAUGAUUUUAGAUGAUAAUAAUUAUAUUGAAUAUUCUACGAACUCAUAAAAAUAUCGCACUUGUAAAUUUUAGAAUUGUAAAAAUAUCGCGGAUG
Molecule: messenger RNA, 2437 nt
Organism: Gordionus sp. m RMFG-2023
Lineage: Eukaryota; Metazoa; Nematomorpha; Gordioida; Chordodea; Parachordodidae
Product: sodium- and chloride-dependent GABA transporter 1-like
Exons: 8
Coding region: 51-1952 (633 amino acids)
Biological process (GO): sodium ion transmembrane transport
Cellular component (GO): plasma membrane
Source: RefSeq, a predicted model, not a curated record